Molecule: messenger RNA, 2679 nt
Organism: Sebastes umbrosus (honeycomb rockfish)
Lineage: Eukaryota; Metazoa; Chordata; Actinopteri; Perciformes; Sebastidae
Gene: kcng2
Product: potassium voltage-gated channel, subfamily G, member 2
Exons: 3
Coding region: 606-2228 (540 amino acids)
Biological process (GO): potassium ion transmembrane transport; protein homooligomerization
Cellular component (GO): voltage-gated potassium channel complex; membrane
Molecular function (GO): protein binding; voltage-gated potassium channel activity
Source: RefSeq, a predicted model, not a curated record
GACUGAAGCGUGCGUGCUCUCCCAGAGACGCAGUUUGGCAGCAGAGCAGAGCGCACCGCGGAGCGCGCAGCUCCGACCGGACGCACCUGAGCAGCCAGAGCGGAGCGGAGCGGAUCGACCACCAGCAGUCUACUGGAAACAGUCUCUCACCUGCUCUGAGACACACACACACACACACACACUCACACACACGCACGCAACAUCUGCCACGUCGUCUAUCUCAGAUGGAGAGCGGAACCAGCCUGACGGAGUCUUGUUGUUCAUGUGGAGUCACAUGUCUUCCUCUUUUGUGCGUCUCCUUUAUCCGCGCUCACAUUCUGAGCGUUUAAACGGAGACUUUUAAGAAGCCUUUAAAAAAGUCAGUGCGUCGGCUUAAUUCUACUACAAUGACCCAGAGCAUCUGCGAGGAAAACUUAAAGGCAUGCUGCAUGUUGAGGGCUGCGAAUGCGCGAGCAAGCUGAACCAGAUGGACACGAGCACAACAACACACUGGAGACGUGCUGUGUUGCUGAAUGGGUGACGAGCUCCCAGUCACCUCACAUAACCUGUGAAGCCCCCCUCCCAUCGCAUUGUGCAGGACCGGGUCCCCCGGCAAAGUGGCAGUGAUGUACCAGGAGGUGGCCUUCCUGGCUGGUAGCAAUGAGCACCAGUUCACCACCUUCCACUUCAAACCUGUGCAAAACCCGCAGGAGGUCAAACCCAAGAAGGGUUUGUUCUACAAGCGAGCCCAGCUCCUGCUCCAGCCCCAGCCCCGCCAACAACAGGAUGGAGAUGAGAUCGGUCCGGCUGACGGGGCGGCCAUUAUCAACGUGGGGGGGAUCAAGUACCGCAUCCCCUGGUCCACGCUGGAGGAGUUCCCCCUGACGCGGCUGGGCAAGCUGCGCGGCUGCAGCAACGAGGACGAGAUCAUGGACUUGUGCGACGACUACGACGGCAGCCGCAACGAGUAUUUCUUCGACCGAAGCCCGUCGGCUUUCCGCACAAUCGUCUCUUUCUUAGCGGCGGGGAAGCUGCGGCUGCUGAGGGAGAUGUGCGCCCUGUCCUUCCAGGAGGAGCUGCUGUACUGGGGGGUAGAGGAGAACGACCUGGACUGGUGCUGCCUCCGGAAGCUGAAGCUCAGGCAGGAGGAGUACAAGGAGCUGCAGAGGCUGGAGGAGGAGGAGGCCGAGCUCACCACGCCGCAGUCCUGCGAGGAGAACCAGCAGCCUUCCGGAGGGGAUUCACAGGAGGAGACAAAUACGGGGGGCUGCAUGCGAAGACUGAGGGACAUGGUGGAGAACCCCCACUCGGGCCUGCCGGGGAAGAUCUUCGCCUGUCUGUCAGUGUUAUUUGUAGCCAUCACCGCCGUGACGCUGUGUGUCAGCACCAUGCCGGACCUCCGAGAGGAGGAGGAGAGGGGUGAGUGCUCCCAGAGGUGCUAUAACAUCUUUGUGCUGGAGACGGUGUGCGUUGCCUGGUUCUCCCUGGAGUUCACGCUGCGCUUCAUUCAGACGCAGAGCAAGUGUAUGUUCCUGCGAACGCCUCUGAACCUCAUCGACGUGGUGGCCAUCCUCCCCUACUACAUCACCCUCAUUGUGGACUCUCUGUCAGUCGGAGGGAAAUCCGCGGGCACGGGGAACAACUACCUGGAGAAGGUGGGGUUAGUUCUCAGAGUCCUGCGAGCUCUACGGAUCUUUUACGUGAUGAGGUUGGCCCGCCAUUCCUUAGGCUUGCAGACGCUCGGUCUGACGGUGAGGAGGUGCACGCGUGAGUUCGGCCUGUUGCUGCUGUUCCUUUGCGUGGCCAUGGCUCUUUUCUCCCCGCUGGUGUUCCUAGCCGAGAGCGAGUUGGGCGCCAAGCAAGAGUUCACCAGCAUCCCCGGUAGCUACUGGUGGGCCGUCAUCUCCAUGACGACAGUCGGCUACGGAGACAUGGUGCCCAGAAGCAUCCCGGGCCAGGUGGUGGCGCUCAGCAGCAUCCUGAGCGGCAUCCUCCUCAUGGCCUUCCCCGUCACGUCCAUCUUUCACACCUUCUCUCGCUCCUACUUGGAGCUGAAGGAGGAACAGAUCCGGGCGCUGAGGCAGAAGCCCGACUCGCAGGACAGCACCAAGUCCCAGAACAGCGAAGACUCUCAGGAGACGGACAGCUACCACGGCAUCACAGAGGCCGCGGCCUCGUCCAUGCAGCGGAGGAAGUCUAUGGCGGCUCACAGGGCUGCUGAGAUUAGAGCGGCGUCCAUGAAAACUUAGCGGCUUUGUCGGGUCUGCGUUCGAGCUGCAGCCCCGGGAGGCCGUGACGCCCGGUGCUGGGACUGCCAAGUUGACAAGCUGCAGGAUUGUGAGCAGGGAGGAGAUUUUCUUCCCUGGAGAUUGAGGCCUCUGCUUUGAUCGUGUGAAAGCGCCUUGUGCACCAGAGUGUAUCUGAGUUUCUUAAGUUUUACAGAGGAACUUCAGACGUCUUUUUUUUCCCCACAAAUUUGACUUGAAAAGAUUAAACAGCCGGUCAAAUGAGAUUUAAAAAAGUGACAGAGACAUUACUGACACUGACUGCGAUUCAGACUUGAGAUAAGUCUGAGCAAAAGGGAAAUCUAACACCAAAACAUCACACGUUGUUAUUCAGACCUCAGACUAAUAAUUAAUGUUCCUCAUGUAGCUGCAUUUGAGAGGAUUGUCUGAAAUAAAGGUCUUUGCUGAGAUGUCA